CGGGCUGCGCUCAGCCACGCGCUUCCACACCACCACCACCAUCACCCUACUUGGCGCGCGCCACUUUUGGGAAACGCCAGCCAGCCACUUGCGCUCGGCGGGAUCCGGAGGUUUAGGAUAGAUAGAAGCGCAGAGGCGCCCCUGGCUUGGGCUCUCUUUUUCUCUGCCCCGGCUCUCCGAAGGGAGGGCGGCCCAGCAAGUGGGGGGGGGAUUUGGGCCACCCCCGCCGCCAAGGAGGCCGGCGGGAGCCCCUCCGCCUCUCCGCAGCAGGCGGCAAGGGCCGGGGGCGGAGCGGCGAGGCGAGGCGAAGCGAGGCGGCGCUUGGCUGGCGGAGACCGAUCGAGGGCGCGGCGCGCCUUCCACGCUGCGCUCGCCUAGCCGGGCUGGAGUGAAGCUGCUCGCCGCUCCGACGGGACUCCGGUGGGGUUGGCCAUGGAGCCGCGCCCGGCGAAGGGCGGAGGAUCUGGUCCGGAUUUGGGUUUCGUCGGAGCCUCCUUUCCGCCCAGGGUCGUCUCCUGAGCCGCUAAAGACUGUCUUCAGAUGCCUCCAAUGUGAAGAACAACUGAAGAUAAUAAUGGUUAAGGCACCAAGCUACAAACUGGACGAUCAUGAAUUCUAGUCCUGUUUUUUCCAUGAAAACCAGGCGCAGUUUAACAUGGAUAAGAAAUACGAGGAGCCCGGUUCUUCCCAGUCCGAACUCUCUCUGAGGAACUGCACCGCUUCUGUCGACGUUUGUCAGAUGGAGCCCAACAUCACCUAUGUGGGUUUUUACCUUCACCACCCGCUGGUUGCUUCGGUCUACAUCAUCUCUUACCUGCUCAUCUUUCUUCUGUGCAUGAUUGGCAACGGAAUCGUCUGCUUUACCAUUCUGCAGAGCAAACAUAUGCACACUGUCACCAACCUCUUCAUCUUGAACCUGGCCGUCAGCGAUCUGCUGGUGGGGAUUUUUUGUAUGCCCACCACUCUCCUGGACAACCUCAUAACAGGAUGGCCUUUUGGAAGCGUUGCCUGCAAAAUGAAUGGCACAGUCCAGGGAAUAUCUGUUUCUGCUUCAGUCUUCACUUUGGUAGCCAUUGCAGUUGAUAGGUUCCGUUCUAUUGUUUACCCCUUUAAACCAAAACUUACCGUAUGGAUAGCACUUAUGCUGAUAGCCAUCAUCUGGGUCCUGGCUGUUGCCAUCAUGUGUCCCUCUGCUGUAAUGCUGAAGUUAAUGGAAGAAAAGCAUUUCCAGGUCAUUCUUGAGGAGGACAACCAAACCCGUCCCAUCUACUGGUGCCGGGAAGACUGGCCCAACGAGGACAUGAAAAAGAUCUACACCACCGUCCUCUUUGCCAACAUCUACUUGGCUCCCCUGUCGCUCAUUGUCAUCAUGUACGCUCGGAUAGGGAUCACGCUCUUCAACACAGUGCUUGCCUCUGGGAAACAAGGCCAUGAGCGCCACUCCGUUUACAAGAAGAAGUUGAAAGUCAUCAAGAUGCUGAUCAUUGUGGCUUUAUUAUUCAUCCUCUCCUGGUUGCCCCUGUGGACCUUGGCCAUGCUAUCUGAUUACGCAGAACUGGAUGAGGCACAGCAUAAGCUCAUCAAUAUCUACGUCUACCCCUUUGCCCAUUGGUUGGCCUUCUUCAACAGUAGCAUCAACCCAAUCAUCUAUGGCUUCUUCAACGAGAACUUCCGUCGAGGUUUCCAAGCUGCUUUCCAGCUGCAGCUCUGCUCCGGGGAGGUGAUACCUCGGGAAAUGUAUUCUCAACGGGCACAAAGCAAUGCAGUCUUGCCAGUCACGGUUCCCCAGCAGAUAGACCAUGAUCUGCCCUCCUGUGCUGCAGGCCGGUCAACUCAAAAGGGGAACUGGGUGGACAAGACACAGGUUCUGGUGAUGGAGAAUCUAGAAGGUGCCUCCAAUGACAACGGCACUAAACAAGACUUGCUGUGAGCUACCUCAGCUGCUUGGUGGAUGCCCCGAUUUAGUAUUUCUCAACCUUGGCCACUUUAAGAUGGGAGGGCUUGAAGUUGGACCUUUAUUCUUUGCUGAAGUUGAAGUUCGCACAUUUUAAAAGUUGUCCAGGUAGAGAAAGGCUGCCCUAAUUGAUGCAUCAGCCAUGACAUUCAAACCCACCUGUGUGGAAAAGAAACACAAUUGCUGGUGUUUUGAGAUCUUCUAGCUGUACAAUGAAUCAUUUCUGUCUCCUACAGGUUGUCCUUGACUUACGACCAUUCAUUUAGUGCACAUUCAGAGUUACAACAGCACUGAACAAAGGAGAGUACCUGCAAGUGAUUUAUUAGAAUUUUGAAGGAAAGUAUUUUUCCAAGAUUCAUAAGAAUCAGGAGUGAUUAUGUCAUCUACAUAUAACCUUUGGACUAUCACACGGAAGAAGUCUCAAAGUGUUACUGGUGGAUCUUUACAGGACGUAGUCAUAUACUGCCAUAUACUGUAUAUAAAGUAUUUUUUUUAAAGAAGAGAACAAUUUUUCAAAAAGAUGUUUAUAUCUGAAGAGUUGGAGAUCAUCAAUUUCAAUUUAGAAGUUAGAAUAACCCUAGAUUCCCUAUAAAGAUACCGUGGUUUUCCCGAAAGUAAGGCCUACAUGAGGGGUAGGCAACCUUGGCUCUUUUAUGACUCAUGGACUUCAACUCCCAGAAUUCCUGAGCCAGCCAUGCUGAGGGAAAGGGAG
Messenger RNA from Crotalus tigris (Tiger rattlesnake), 2666 nucleotides. It is a transcript of the gene NPFFR2, whose product is annotated as neuropeptide FF receptor 2. NCBI's taxonomy places the organism in Eukaryota, Metazoa, Chordata, Lepidosauria, Squamata, Viperidae. The record is from RefSeq and is a predicted model, not a curated record. The transcript has 5 exons. Gene Ontology annotation, molecular function: neuropeptide receptor activity; peptide binding; opioid receptor binding. Gene Ontology annotation, biological process: G protein-coupled receptor signaling pathway; regulation of adenylate cyclase activity; regulation of cAMP-dependent protein kinase activity. Gene Ontology annotation, cellular component: membrane. The coding region runs from base 656 to 1930 and encodes 424 amino acids.